CCGCAGGGCUCAGUCCCCUCCUCGCCCAGACGCCGAUUUCAUCUCCUCGAGGGCGGGCCUUCAUCGGAGCGGCCGCCCCGGGCCCUCACUCCCCCUUCGCUCAGGUCCCUUUCCACCCGAUUCCCGCAAUGAGGGGCUGCAGCCCGGUGGCGGAACCGGCCGGGCCCGGCCGGGGAACGCAGGAGAGGAGUUGCUGGGCGCGCGAGGCAAGGUCUGCCGCCCCUCCUCUUCAUCCCCUCCGACUUGCAGGUUUGAAUUUUUGAAACUGAAGUAGGUCUACACAUUAGGAACUCAUGUCUUUUCUUGUAAGUAAACCAGAGCGAAUUAGGCGGUGGGUCUCGGAAAAGUUCAUUGUUGAGGGCUUAAGAGAUUUGGAACUAUUUGGAGCCCGAAUGCCAACAACCCAUUUCUCUACUCCAGAGCAGCCUCCGGCUGACGCUCGGAGAAAAACCAAUGAGGCGAGCUCAGAGUCGAUAGCAUCCUUUUCGAAGCCGGAGAUCAUGAGUAGCUUCCUGCCGGAGAGGGGGUGUUAUGAGCUACUCACCGUGAUAGGUAAAGGCUUUGAGGACCUAAUGACAGUGAACCUAGCAAGGUAUAAGCCGACGGAGGAGUAUGUGACAGUGCGAAGGAUUAAUCUGGAGGCUUGUUCCAAUGAGAUGGUGACGUUCCUGCAGGGGGAGCUGCAUGUCUCCAAGCUCUUCAGUCACCCCAACAUCCUCCCGUACCGUGCCACCUUCAUCUCCGACAACGAGCUGUGGGUGGUGACCUCAUUUGUGGCCUACGGUUCUGCCAAGGAUCUCAUCUGCUCGCACUUCAUGGACGGCAUGAGUGAGCUGGCCAUCGCCUACAUCCUGCAGGGGACGCUCAAGGCCCUAGACUACAUCCACCACAUGGGCUACGUGCACAGGAGCGUCAAAGCCAGCCAUAUCCUGAUCUCCGAGGACGGGAAGGUCUACCUCUCCGGCUUACGCAGCAACCUCAGCAUGAUCAGCCACGGGCAGCGCCAGAAGGUGGUGCAUGAUUUUCCCAAGUACAGUAUCAAGGUCCUGCCCUGGCUCAGCCCGGAAGUCCUGCAGCAGAAUCUGCAGGGUUACGAUGCCAAGUCCGACAUCUACAGCGUGGGCAUCACAGCAUGCGAGCUGGCCAACGGCCACGUCCCCUUUAAGGACAUGCCCCCCACCCAGAUGCUGCUGGAGAAGCUGAACGGCACGGUGCCCUGCCUGCUGGACACCAGCACCAUCCCCGCCGAGGAGCUGACCAUGAGCACCUCGCGCUCCGCCGCCAACUCGGCCCUCAGCGACAGCCUGGCCACCAGCACCCCCCGGACCUCCAACGGCGACUCGCCGUCCCACCCCUAUCACCGCACCUUCUCCCCACACUUCCACCAUUUCGUGGAGCAGUGCCUUCAGCGCGACCCCGACGUGAGACCGAGUGCCAGCAGCCUCCUGAACCAUUCUUUCUUCAAGCAGAUCAAGCGACGCGCCUCCGAGGCCCUGCCCGAGCUCCUCCGUCCCGUCACCCCCAUCACCAGCUUCGAGGGCAGCCGGUGCCAGGACCACGGCAGCAUCUUCGGCCUGGUGGCCAACCUGGAGGACCUGGAGCUGGGCGACUGGGAGUUCUGAGCCUCGGAGGCCCCCGCACCUGCCCAGCCCGGCCGGGACUCCCCCAGGGCUGCGCCCCACCCCCACCCCACCAACCCUGCUGGGCGCCCAGAGCCAGGAGGAGGAACUUCGGGGAGAGACUUUCAUUGAUCGAGGCUUCGAGACUCCGGGGAGUUCCAGUUCCCAGACCUCCCGAGAGCCUGGGAGGCUGACACCCCCGAACGGGGACUGGGGGUGCCUUGCAGAGGGAGAGCUGCUCUUCUGGCCCUGCCUGCCCCCUCUCCCAGCCCCAGCCCCCUUGUCCCUCUGCGCAGCCCCCCAGACCCGGGGGUCCCCCAGGAAGCUGCCCCCCCCCACCCCCAUCACCGGGCCCGGCUGCUUUUCCCUCAAGCACCAGGCUGAGACCCGAGACCGGGACCGCCCGUCCUCACCCCCUCCCCCACACUCCUAUCCCACUUGGGCCCUGAUCCCCUCUGCACUCCAGACUGUCCCAUGUGGCUGGCUCCCCCCUGCAGGAGCCUCCGGCGCCCCGCCUGCCGCCGGUGCUCUCUCUGCAGGCCUCGCCGGAGGGCUUCAGUCUCAAGCCGUGUUGUUUCAUUGCCAGAACAAAUGAAAAUUUUCAGAGAAGCCA
Messenger RNA from Sorex araneus (European shrew), 2232 nucleotides. It is a transcript of the gene STRADA, whose product is annotated as STE20 related adaptor alpha. The coding region runs from base 294 to 1622 and encodes 442 amino acids. Gene Ontology annotation, molecular function: ATP binding; protein serine/threonine kinase activator activity; protein kinase activity. Lineage: Eukaryota; Metazoa; Chordata; Mammalia; Eulipotyphla; Soricidae. The transcript has 13 exons. The record is from RefSeq and is a predicted model, not a curated record. Gene Ontology annotation, biological process: protein phosphorylation.